Epithele typhae is the source of this 3894-nucleotide messenger RNA. RefSeq lists its product as uncharacterized. The record is from RefSeq and is a predicted model, not a curated record. Bases 1 to 3894 code for a protein of 1297 amino acids. The transcript has 14 exons. Lineage: Eukaryota; Fungi; Basidiomycota; Agaricomycetes; Polyporales; Epitheliaceae.
AUGCCCUCUCUCUUCAAAAAACACAAGGACAGCCCUUCCGAGCCCCCGAAUGGAGAUGAUAAAGCGCUCCCGCAAAUUGCCGUGGUCGGCGCAGUGGAACUCGUUGGAUCUAUAGCUGAAGACGAGGACGCACGGAUCGCUCGAAGCCAGCUUGAAGCCUCACAAGCUCUCGGAAAUGCGAUCGCCGGCAGUAAGAAGUACGUCGGUUCCACCAUGCGUCAGGUCUUGAACAAUUCGGGUAUGUCUGGGACGUUGAUUCAAACCGACUUCACAUCUGCCCAGACCAUUGUAGCACCUCUGAACAGCGCUAUCGGGGAUAGCGAAGCGAUGAAAGUAGUUCGUGCGGGCCUCAACACUCUCGCUGACAAACUUCCCGCGCUCCUCAAGAACUUGGACGCGGUGGCCCAGAUCCACCCGUUUAUUGGCGUCGCUGUUGGUGCAUUUAAAGUCGUGGUCAACCUGGAUCUUAAGCGUCGAGACAAUGACAAAAAAGUGGAUGUACUGUUUUCGGAGAUGAAGGACAUGAUGGAAGUCCUUCUCCAGCUAGGCGAGAUUAAGGGUCCAACCCUCAUCGCUCCCGACGGCAAGACAAUCGAGGCGCGCCUCCAGGGUCUCGUCAUCAAGACCGCCGACGACAUCAAAGCCUGCGCUAACACUUGCGACGUUUAUUCGAAGAAGAAGCUCAUAGUCAAGGUCAUCAAGAGCUCCUCGUGGGACGGCGCGCUCAAGGCGUACGUUGACAAGUUCUCCGCCCGUCGGAAGGAGUUCACCUUCGAGCUCGCCAUGCACACCGGCGCCGGGAUCGACGACGCGAACCGUCGUCUACGGGACCUCGACGCGAAGCUCGACAUCGUCCUCGAGUUCUUCACACGCGCGGUGUCCCCGGAGCAGCGUGAGCUCGCCGACCUCGUCAAACAGCGCGGGGGUCCUGCAGCCGUCGUGCGUAACAACUCGGCGCUUAAAGAGCUCGUGCACUUCAAGCCGUCCGUGGCGUCCGCGGCAGGAAAGCGUGACCGCGAAGUCUUGGAGGAGCACAGCAGUCAUGUCACCGGAGACGAGAAUGCGGAUCUGGAGGCACUCCGCGAGGAGUGCGAGAAGAGCCUCGAGGAGGACAUCGUGGACAACCUCAAGCAAUUCGAGCGCAAGUUCUUGAUGCAGCAACGCGCUCUAGUGGAGGAAAUGCGGGGCAUGGUCCACCAUGAAACCGACCGGGCGAUUGACGCGAUGACUGAUGUCAUAAAUGCGGGUUCCCAUGACAGGAUCAUUGACUCCGACAUCCACACGAUCUGGAAAGAUAUGCGCUGGCCAGGCCAUGUCAAAGCCCGCCAAUUCGUGCUCGCACUCAAGGAUUACUAUGCUCAACAAUCGGAGAAGAACGAGCAUGGCAAGCUGGAAGAGGAGAAGAAGGCACGGAUCGUCAACGAAGAUCACUGGGCAUUCGAAUGGAUCACGGUGAACCGGCUCCAAGCGAUAUCGGAAGCGUUUGACGACGACGCUUCUGGCUAUAUCACCAUUGCCGAAAUCAACCAUUUCACGUCGUCACGGCCGGAGGGAUGGAGGUACGUCCACUUCUUCCCAACGAAGUCCAUCGAUGCUCAAUUCGAAUGCAGGUGGCAAACGACAACCUGCUAUUAUCGAGGAAAGAUCGUUGAUCUAUGUGCAAAGAUGUUUGACAUUCGCCCGUUUGUCCUCGAAGCGAACCGAAAAUUCCUUGAUGACUACCUCCACACUGUCUGGAAGCAAGUCUCAACUUUGACCUCUGCGGUGGUCGUCACCGAUCAACCCGAUAGCCUUAAGCAACGCUUCCAGAGCUAUGUUGACUCGGAAGAACACCGUCUCCGAGAGGGCCUGGAGAUAUGCCGGUACGAUAUCGACGCAAUGGACACUUUGACUUUGAUCACGGGGCCCGGUAGGAUCGAACGCUUCGUCAUGCCUCUGCUGUAUUUGCUGCUCAGCAAGGACUGGGAAAUUUUCCAGCUCUGCAGGACGACAGUGAUCCAUAAGGAUGAGCUGUUCGACGCCGCCGAUACUAUGGCGCGGUACAACAACCUACUAGCAAUAUUCAAGCAGCAGCAGAUGGACCUUGCCCAGGCGUUCAAGAGCUGGGCGGGCGAACUGUUUGACUACUGGCAUGACGGUUCGAAGUUCUGGUCCAUUGAGGGCCUGCGAGAACGCGAAUUUCGCGAGAUCCAGUAUGACAACACGCAGCCGCUGCCAGAGCUAGAUGUUGCGAAACUCCUCAACUACCCACUGGCUGCGGACUCUCUUUAUGGUCCACUCCCGGAAGAUGCUCCGACAGAGCACGAUGCAGCAGCUGAUGACCAUGUCAGCCCAAUCCUAGGGCGGUGGAAUAUGCUUGCGGGGAGCGAAGAACGCUGGCCUGUAACCUCAAUGACCACCUUCUGCUUCCACGCAUCCGUCGACUCCAACUCGUACUCCGGGAAAGACAUUGGCGCGCAGGGCAGUUCGUUCACCGUCUCUGGCAGCUACAAGACGACAGAUGACGGGACCAUCGAGUACUCAUUCACACGUACGUACACCGCUCGCAUCACGGCGACCUUCUUCGUCGGGACCCUCUCCGACGAUGGUCAGACGCUCUCGGGGGCUGGGCGCGUUGCCCCCGAGAUUCUCGCCGCACGUCCUCCUCCCUCCGCGUUCACUGGUGACAGGAUCAAGGCACUAUGGACCUACGCCCUCACGUAUGGCCGCGACGAGGCGCGCCGACGGCUCUUCUCGUGGUCGUACAUCAAGGAGCGCCGGGACCGGCGCGAGCAGUACGUGAUGCUGUCGCACCGAGAGGACGACGACGCGCUCACGAAGGACGACCUCGAUACAUUCGAGCUCCUCGACCGGCGUUCGACCUGCGCGGAGGCACGGGCCUUCUAUGUGCUCCGCGACUACCGCCAGCGCGCAAACUAUCGGAACAUUGACGUCGUCUGCGACGCCUGCGGGGAAAACAUGUACGGCGCGCGCAUGGUAUGCAUCACCUGUGGCACGGAUGCCACGAUCGACCUCUGCGGCGACAAGCCCACGUGCGUCGGCAAGCGCAUCGAGGUCGCCGCGCGCGACGACCUCAAGGGCCCGCAUCUCCCCGCGCACGACCUCGUGAAGAUCCGCGCGAACAUCCACUACUAUCGCGAGAUCGGGCGAGUGCUCCGCGCGGCGAAGGCGGGCAUGGCGCGCGCGGACGAGCUACUAGACGCGGCAGCCGCGAAGAAGAGCGCCGCGGAGAAGCAGCCAACUACUCCGAAAGAGGGCGCGUUCGAUAUCCACGAAAGGAAGCAGCAAGCCGAGAGCGUCAGCGGCGAGCCCGAGGGUAUGGACGACGAGAAGAAUGCGGAGGAGCCUGCGUGCCGGGCGCCUCUGAACUGCCGACUACCACCGCCACCGCCAGGCCUGCGCCGCUCAAACACAAGCACACCCUGGACGUGGGGAAAGACGCUCCCUCAGUGGAGAGCGGCCCGCAGAACUCGUGUGCGUAUCGUGCGCGGCUUCGUCGCGCGCCCGUGCUGGUACUGCACCGAUUGCCCCAGUGAGCACGCUUCUCAUCGCAUCUACCUCCUUGCCCGGCGUUCUGACCCUCGCGAUCUCCCAGCCGACGCGGCGCCGUUCCUCUGCAUGGAGUGCGACGAGCGCGAGAAGGGCGUCGCGGUGCAGACGCACAUCGCGCCGCGGAACCUCGAGGGCAGGCACCGCCCGUCGCACAACCUCGUGCGCUGCAUCGACCGCGCGCUCGUCGCCGCGGACGAGAAGGUCGAGGAGGAGCGGGAGACGAAGGCGAGGCUCGGCGCGCUCGAGACGCAGGUCGCGGGGCUCACGGCGAAGAUAGAGCAGCUGCUGCUUGCGAUCGCGGCAGACAGGGGCGGCCGUGUCGUGGAUGCGGUACCUUCGUGA